AUGUCAUACUCUGUCCAAAAGUCAAGUCUUUGGCAGUUCAGUUCUGGCCAAGGGAGAGGAGGAACCACAGGACUAAAGCAUGGCCUGGGUGGUUCCUCAUGUGGAGGUUUCAGUGGUACCUUUGGUGGAUAUAAUUUGGGUGGGGGAGGAAAUGGGCUUCUCUCUGGUAAUGAAAAGGGAACCAUGCAAAACCUGAACGACCGCCUGGCAAUCUACCUAGACAAGGUCCGAGCCCUAGAGGAAGCAAACACUGAGCUUGAACACAAAAUCAAAGAAUGGUAUAAGAAAUUUGGGCCUGGCAGCACCAGCCAUGGAGAAAACCAGGACUAUUCUGAAUAUUACCAGAUCAUUGAAGAACUCAAACAAAAGAUUUUGGAUUCAACUCUUAGCAAUGCUGACAUCAUGCUCCAAGUUGACAAUGUGAGACUAGCUGCUGAUGACUUCAAACUAAAGUAUGAAACUGAACUGGCCCUCCGUCAGAGUGUGGAAUCUGACAUCAGCGGUCUACGAAGAGUCUUGGAUGACCUGACCUUAACCAAGACAGACCUGGAGAUGCAGAUUGAAACCCUGUCAGAGGAAGUGGCCUAUCUCAAGAAGAACCAUGCAGAGGAAAUUAAAGGCCUGAAAAAGGCUGCAAAUUCCGACGUGAACGUGGAAAUGAACGCUGCCCCUGGGACUGAUCUGACCAAACUUCUCAAUGACAUGAGAGCCCAGUAUGAAGCCCUGGCUGAGCAGAAUCGCAAAGAUGUUGAAACUUGGUUCAAUAACAAGAGCGAGUUGCUACAGCAGCAGAUCUCCUUUGCCACUGAUGAAUCCAAUUCUGCCAAGACAGAGAUAUCAGAGCUGAAGCGCACCUCCCAAACUUUGGAGAUUGAGCUACAGUCUGCCUUAGCCCUGAAAAAAUCCCUUGAAGGCAGCUUGUCAGAGACAGAAGCUGGGUACAGAACACAGCUUUCGCAAACCCAAAAUCAGAUUAGUUCACUGGAGGCCCAGCUCAUUCAGAUCCGGGAUGAAGCCGAGGGCCAGAGCGCAGAGUACAAGCAGCUACUCGACAUCAAGACUCGACUGGAGAACGAAAUCGAGACCUAUCGCCGCCUGCUCGACGCAGAAGGAGGCCCUGGGCUCGAAAACAGAGCUAAGAAAGAACCGACAAAAACUUUUCUCUAUAAAACCAUUGUUGAAGAGCUGGUUGAUGGAAUUGUUGUCUCCUCAAAAGUAAAAGAUGUUCAUCAGAGAUCAGCCUAAUAGGUCAUCAAAGAGGCCCUGAUAACAUUAAGAGAAAUGGAGCAAUGAAGGCUUCAUGCAUAGAGAUAGAAUGCCAGGUCUUGACAUUCCUUGAGAGGCCUUGAAAGGCUUGGGGAGAAAGGGGGGCUUUUCAAGUAAUUCUACUUUUGGUCGCAGAAGUAAAGCCAUAAGUCUAU
Messenger RNA from Dromiciops gliroides (monito del monte), 1421 nucleotides. Its product is annotated as keratin, type I cytoskeletal 24-like. The transcript is spliced from 8 exons. Bases 1 to 1245 code for a protein of 414 amino acids. Gene Ontology annotation, molecular function: structural molecule activity. The record is from RefSeq and is a predicted model, not a curated record. Lineage: Eukaryota; Metazoa; Chordata; Mammalia; Microbiotheria; Microbiotheriidae.